This is a messenger RNA of Synchiropus splendidus (mandarinfish), 5523 nucleotides long. RefSeq names its product IQ motif containing GTPase activating protein 2 (gene iqgap2). Gene Ontology annotation, molecular function: calmodulin binding; actin filament binding; GTPase activator activity. The record is from RefSeq and is a predicted model, not a curated record. NCBI's taxonomy places the organism in Eukaryota, Metazoa, Chordata, Actinopteri, Syngnathiformes, Callionymidae. The transcript has 39 exons. The coding region runs from base 181 to 5169 and encodes 1662 amino acids. Gene Ontology annotation, cellular component: cytoplasm. Gene Ontology annotation, biological process: regulation of GTPase activity; regulation of actin cytoskeleton organization.
CAAAAGCGAAGGAAGGCUCUCAUGUCACAUUCGGUGAAUCUGUCAACUGCUCUCUGCUUCCUCUUACACAUCAUAUUUGCUAAAUUCAUACAUCAAUGAGUUCGACUUUGACGUGUGCGUGUUGAAGACAACUUGGGCUGAACUGCUGUGAGUUGGAACAAGUGGAGGAAACGAGACAGGAUGUAUCAUGAAGAGACCGCUGCUUUUCAAAAGCCUCGAUAUGGAACUAUUCAGGAUGACGAGAGACUAUCAGCAGAGGAGAUGGAUGAGAGGAGGCGACAGAACAUUGCCUACGAGUACCUCUGUCACCUGGAGGAGGCCAAACGGUGGAUUGAAGCCUGCUUAGAAGAGGACUUGCCUCCAACUACUGAACUUGAGGAGGGACUCAGGAAUGGCGUCUACCUUGGCAAGCUUGCGACCUUUUUUGCACCCAAAAUGGUCUCUGAAAAAAGGAUAUAUGACAGAGAUCAGACACGAUAUAAGAGCAAUGGACUGCACUUCAGACACACUGACAACACAGUGCAGUGGCUAAGAGCCAUGGAGUCAGUAGGUCUCCCCAAGAUCUUCUAUCCUGAAACAACAGAUGUGUAUGAUCGCAAAAACAUGCCCAAGGUGGUGUACUGCAUACACGCUCUGAGCUUGUACUUGUACAAGCUGGGUAUUGCCCCGCAGAUCCAGGACCUGUUGGGUAAAGUUGACUUCACAGAGGAAGAGAUCAGCAACAUGAGGAGUGAGCUGGAGAAGUAUGGAAUUCAAAUGCCAGCGUUCAGCAAAAUCGGUGGCAUCCUUGCCAAUGAGCUCUCAGUGGAUGAAGCCGCCUUGCAUGCUGCCGUCAUUGCCAUUAAUGAGGCCAUAAACAAGGGUCAGGCGUCUGUGACGAUGGCCGCCCUUCAUAAUCCCAACGCCAUGCUGAGAAACAUCAAGGACAGUCUUGCUCAGGAAUACCAGGACACACUGAGCCAGGCCAAAGGUCGGAAGCAGCACCAGUCGUCGAGGAGGAAAUCAACACUUUCAACAGAGGAAAGAGAUGUGUACGAGGAGCUGCUGACUCAGCAAGAGAUUCAGAGCUGCAUUGAUUUUGUCAAUGUUCAGACGGCCAUAAUGCAGGUGAACCAGGCUGUGUCCGACCAGGAUGAGGUUGCACUCCUGGCUGCACUCAGGCUGGAAGACUUGGCUCUGCUUGGUGUUCAGGAGGCAUACUGUCACUGGUACCUGGAACACUUCACCACCUACUGCCAGCACAAGACAAAGGACAGCGGGAAGCCACUGAUGGUGGACAAAGAGGAGAUCCAGAGGGUGGUCAGCUCUUGCAAUGACUUUGCUGAGGCGGAGAAGAGAAAACUUCAGGCCGUUGCUGCCAUCAACACUGCCAUUCGUUUGGGCAACCCAGAGGACACAGUGCAGGAGCUGAUGAACCCUGAAGCACAGCUGCCAAUUGUCUACCAACCUGCUGCUAACCUCUACCAAAACGAGCUCUUCAGUCUGCAGCUCCAAGGAGGACGGUCGGGCCUAAGCCACGAGGAGUUGAGCGUCGCCGUGGAGAUGCUCUCGGCCGUCGCUGUCCUCAACGAAGUGCUGGACACCAAAGAUCCACAGGCUGUCAUUGAGCAACUUACAGAUUCUCCGUUAGGUUUCACCAACAUGGACCAGGACAACGUGCACAGGUAUGCCGACACCCUCAUCACUCUGCGAGCUGAGGCUCUGGCUAGUGGACAAGAGUUUCUCACUUGGAAUGACGUGCAGAAGUGCAUUGACGCCGUCAACAUUCAGGUCCAUGAGGAGCAUGAACGUAUCAUAGCUAUUGCUGAGAUCAAUGAGGCUCUGAACUCUGGGGAUCAUCAGCAAACACUGGAGGCGUUGCUCCUCCCUACAGCCAGACUGACUGGAGUGGACCCUGCUAUUGCCAAACACUAUCACGAUGUGCUCCUGUACAACAAGCAGCUGCUCUGUGAGCGCUGUGGGGAUGAGUCUGCAGUUCUGUGGCUGGACCAGAUCCAGGAGGCCAUUGAUGCAGCCAAUCAAGAUGCAGAGGAGGCUUUCAUAUUUGCUGGGGCUUUAGCUGAUAUCAACAGAAGUGUAGCAGAGGGAGACCCCCAGAAAACACUGAGGGCUUUGCAGUCUCCUGGUGCCGGACUGAAGGCUGUCCUCUCCGAAUGUGCCGACACGUACCAGUCUGAACUGUCAGACAGGCAGGAUGAAAAAGCUGCUGAAGGCGGCUCUCAUGGUGUGUGGGUGAAACAUUGUGUUCGGGACCGAUAUGACUAUUAUUUCAACUUGGAGACGGGACAGGGUUUGUGGCAGCAGCCUGAAGAGUUUGACCCCAACACUGUUCAGCUUGAUAAAGAUGAAAUCCAGGGAGUCGUCAGCUGUGUCACAGUGGAUUAUAACAGGGAGCAGUUAUGGCUGGCCAACGAAGGCUUCAUAAUCCAGCUGCAGGCCAGAGUGAGAGGCUUCCUGGCCAGGAAAAAGCAUGCGCAGAGAAUGGAGUACCUGCGUGAGCAGGAGCCGCAUGUUGUCAAGUUACAGGCCUGCUGGAAAGGUUACAAACAGCGGAAAGCGUACAAGGAGAGAAUGAAUUUGCUACAAGACAAUGUCGACUCCAUUGUCAAGCUCCAGUCUUGGGUUAAAAUGUGGAAAGCCAAGCGUCAGUACAAUCAGAGGCUGCGGUACUUCAAGGAGCAUGAGAAAGAGAUUGUGAAGAUCCAGGCUUUCCUUAAAGCCAACAAGGCCAGGGAGGACUACAGGACGCUUACCGGAGCCAAAGACCCCCCUCUGUCUGUGGUGCGCAAGUUCGUCCACUUGUUGGAGCAGAGUCCUCUGGAUGUGCAGGAGGAGCAGGAAGUGACACGGUUAAGAGAGGAAGUCGUCACCAAAAUUCGCUCCAACCAGCAGAUGGAGAAAGACUUGAACCUGAUGGACAUAAAGAUCGGGCUGCUGGUGAAGAACAGGAUCACUCUGCAGGACGUGGUCACUCAUAAUAAGAAGAUGAAGAAUAUGAAAAAUAAGGAGCGUAAAGAUGAACUGGCUGGAGCAGACAGACUGGGCAUCAAGGGUCUGAAUAAAGUCAAGAGAAGAAAGCUGGAGGCCUACCAGCACCUCUUCUACCUGCUGCAGACCAACCCGUCCUACUUGGCCAAGCUUAUAUUCCAGAUGCCACAAAACAAGUCCACCAAGUUUAUGGACACUGUGAUUUUCACCUUGUACAACUACGCCUCCAACCAGAGAGAGGAAUACCUUCUGCUGAAGCUCUUCAAGACGGCGCUGGAGGAGGAAAUCAACUCCAAGGUGGACCAAAUGCAGGACAUAGUGACGGGAAACCCGACCGUCAUCAAGAUGGUGGUGAGCUUCAACAGAGGUGCGCGAGGCCACAACACUCUCAGGCAGCUGCUGGCUCCAGUCGUCAAAGAUCUCAUUGAGGACAAGAACCUGGGCAUCAACACCAACCCUGUGGACGUGUACAAGGCCUGGGUCAACCAGGUGGAGACCGCAACUGGGGAGGCCAGUAAGCUGCCGUACGAGGUGACCCCCGAGCAGGCCAUGUCUCACGAGGAGGUGCGCAACAGACUGGAGGCUUCAAGUGUAGCGCUUCGUGCAGCCACAGACAAAGUUCUGAACUCCAUCGUGUCUUCACUGGAUAAUAUACCUUAUGGCAUGAAAUACAUCGCCAAAGUUCUGAAGAACUGCCUCCAUGAAAAGUUCCCCGACGCCUCAGACGAUGAGCUGAUGAAGAUCGUAGGGAACCUGCUUUACUACCGCUACAUGAAUCCAGCCAUCGUGGCUCCAGAUGGUUUCGACAUCAUCGACAUGUCUGCCGGGGGGCAGCUGCACUCCGACCAGCGGCGCAACCUGGGCUCCGUGGCAAAGAUGCUCCAGCACGCCGCUGCUAACAAGCUGUUCGAGGGGGAGAACGCUCACCUCACCCCCCUCAACAACUACAUAUCACAGACCUACGACAAGUUCAGGGAGUUUUUCCAGGCUGCCUGUGAUGUUCCUGAGCCGGAGGAGAAAUUCAACAUUGACGAGUACUCGGACAUGGUGACCCUGAGCAAACCAAUCAUCUACAUCUCCAUCGAGGAGAUCAUCAACACACAUUCACUGCUUCUGGAGCACUUGGAUGCCAUUUCUCCGGACCGUAACGACCUGCUGCAUGAGCUGCUGCAGGACCUGGGAGAUGUUCCAGACGUAGAGACGCUGCUGGGAGAAGGGGCUGUAAAUCCCAAUGAUCCCAACAGAGAGACUGCUCUCAGCCUACUGGCCAAAACUGAGAUCUCUCUGACUCUCACCAGCAAGUUUGAGCUGCUGGAAGGAGACGACAAGGACCUGAAGACCCUGAUGACCAAGACUAAGAAACUCAUAGUGGAUGUGGUUCGCAUUCAGCCUGCAGAGACUUUGACGGAGAUCCUGGAGUCCCCUGCCUCGGCGCCCCAGGAGCUGGAGCACAACAAGAUUGUGGCACGUCGGGCCGUUCAGGACGCACAGACGCCUGAAGGUCUGAAGAGCAGCCCGGCGGUGCUGGAGGACAGCCAGCUCCCCAUUGAGCAGAAGAAGAGGAAGAUCCAGAGGAACCUGAGGAACCUGGAGCAGGCCAGCCUGGUCUCCGCCGGCAACAACUACCAGGACAUCAUCAAUGACGUGUCCAAGGAUAUUCGCUAUCAGCGGCGCUACAGGCAGAGGAGGAAGGCCGAGCUGGUGAAGCUUCAGCAGACCCUGACGGCGCUCAACUCCAAAACGGCUUUCUUCCAGGAGCAGAUGAACUAUUACGACACUUACAUCAAAACCUGCCUGGACAACCUCAACAGGAAGAAUUCCCGCCGGUCCAUUAAACUGGACAGCAAAGGAGAAGGAAAGGGCAGUAAAAAGUCCAAGCCACAGUCUCUGAAGUACACGGCAGCGAGGCUGCACGAGAAGGGAGUCAUCCUGGAGAUCGAGGGUCUACAGACCAACCAGUUCAAAAACGUCAUGUUUGACAUCUCGCCUACGGAAGAAGUGGGGGAUUUUGAAGUCAAAGCCAAAUUCAUGGGCGUGGAGAUGGAGAAGGUUCAGCUCCACUUCCAGGAUCUGCUCCAGAUGCAGUACGAGGGCGUCGCCGUCAUGAAGAUGUUCGACAAAGCUAAGGUCAACGUCAACCUGCUCAUCUUCCUCCUGAACAAGAAGUUUCAUGGGAAAUGAAGAACUGAAUAAUAAAUGGAUUUUUUUAUGUGAUAAAUAUAUAUAUAUAUAUAUAUGAGGGAAGAAGAGGGAAGACGUCGGUGCCUUUGAAGAGAGUCUGAGUGAGAGCUGUGUUUCAUAGUUUAAACAUUGGAUGAAACGUCUUCCUCUGGUUGUAAAUGCAAUGUUUUUAAUUGUCAGAGAAAUACACUAUUUGUAUGUUGAGAACGGGAUCGAUGGAAUUUCACAGGGUUAAUGAGGGUCACGUGCCUUUUAAUGAAGUUAAAUGCUCUUUUAAUUAAAAAAGUGGAUAUAUUUUAAUGUGUAUUUGAAAACUAUUUGUAAUCUUAGAUCCAGGACGAAUAAAUGAUGUUC